Cucurbita moschata (crookneck pumpkin) is the source of this 3351-nucleotide messenger RNA. RefSeq names its product auxin response factor 8-like. Gene Ontology annotation, molecular function: protein binding; DNA binding. The record is from RefSeq and is a predicted model, not a curated record. Gene Ontology annotation, biological process: regulation of DNA-templated transcription; response to hormone. Lineage: Eukaryota; Viridiplantae; Streptophyta; Magnoliopsida; Cucurbitales; Cucurbitaceae. The transcript has 15 exons. Gene Ontology annotation, cellular component: nucleus. The coding region runs from base 538 to 3102 and encodes 854 amino acids.
ACUCUUCUUGACAUUACAGUAAACACAGACUCUGCUUUGCCUUGACCGUGCUUUCUCUCUCCUCUCCCUUUCUUUCUCUCUCAUCUUUCAGUUUUUGGAACAAGCUUAGCUCCAAUGAAGAACCCACUUCUUCUCUUUUACUCUUUCUCUCUGUGUAUUUGUACUCACUGACAUUCUCAGUCAGUCCCGAUUCAGCUACUACCGCCUUACUCUACACUUGUUUGUCAGUGGGUGACCUUUUUUUUGUGCUAAUUUUUCACUUAUUUCUCAGUUUCCCCACUUGAUCGUUUUUCUGUCGUGGGGAUCUUGUAUGGAUUGCCUUUUUAUGGGUCGAUUGAUCGAGGUUUGAAUUUGUUUGCUUCGAGUUUUAUUGGGGAUUUUUUGGGGGGGGGGGGUUUUCUGCUUAAACCCUUAACGAUUCUGUGUUUUGGAGAGCGAUGGAUAUUGGGUUGGUUUGAUUUGGGGCCGGGGAGAUGGGAGAGCGUGGUGGGGUUGUGAGCGAUUGCGUUGGGUUUAGGCAGCGGAAGAAUCUUCUUAAUGUUAUCGAUUGAGAGUGAUUGGGUAAAGCUUGAUAUGAAGCUUUCAACAUCAGGGUUUGGUCAGCAGGAUCACGAAGGAGGGGAAAAGAAAUGCUUGAAUUCAGAGCUAUGGCAUGCAUGCGCGGGGCCCCUUGUGUCCCUCCCAACUUCUGGGACUCGGGUUGUCUACUUCCCUCAGGGGCACAGCGAACAGGUUGCUGCCACAACCAACAAAGAAGUUGAUGGGCAUAUCCCGAAUUACCCGAACCUGCCUCCCCAGUUGAUAUGUCAACUUCACAACGUUACGAUGCAUGCAGAUGUGGAAACGGAUGAAGUAUACGCUCAAAUGACAUUACAGCCGCUGACUGCACAAGAGCAAAAGGAUACAUUUCUACCUAUGGAAUUGGGGAUUCCAAGUAGACAGCCAACAAAUUACUUUUGCAAGACGUUGACUGCAAGUGAUACGAGCACUCAUGGAGGAUUCUCUGUACCUCGUCGUGCGGCUGAGAAAGUUUUUCCUCCACUGGACUUCUCACAGCAGCCACCGGCACAAGAGCUGAUUGCACGGGAUCUUCAUGAUGUUGAAUGGAAGUUUAGGCAUAUUUUUCGAGGACAGCCAAAACGACAUCUUCUUACAACUGGUUGGAGUGUGUUUGUUAGUGCCAAAAGAUUGGUUGCUGGGGAUUCUGUACUUUUUAUAUGGAACGAAAAAAAUCAGCUUCUUUUGGGUAUACGCCGUGCCACAAGACCACAAACUGUGAUGCCCUCCUCUGUUUUAUCAAGUGAUAGCAUGCACAUUGGACUCCUUGCGGCUGCUGCUCAUGCUGCCGCAACCAAUAGCUGUUUCACAGUUUUCUACAACCCCAGGGCUAGCCCAUCAGAGUUUGUCAUCCCUCUGACAAAAUAUGUUAAAGCUGUAUUUCAUACCCGUGUUUCAGUAGGGAUGCGUUUUCGGAUGCUUUUUGAGACUGAAGAGUCGAGCGUUCGAAGGUACAUGGGUACUAUAACUGGAAUAAGUGAUCUCGAUCCUGUUCGUUGGUCGAAUUCUCAUUGGCGUUCUGUCAAGGUCGGGUGGGAUGAGUCAACAGCUGGGGAGAGGCAGCCAAGGGUAUCGUUGUGGGAAAUUGAGCCGUUAACUACAUUUCCGAUGUACCCUUCCCUUUUUCCGCUUCGAUUGAAACGUCCAUGGCAUCCUGGAGUCUCGUCUGUUCAUGAUAACAGAGAUGAUGCAUCGAAUGGCUUAAUGUGGCUACGGGGAGGAGUCGGGGAACAAGCUCUACACUCGUUGAAUUUGCAAUCCGCGGGUUCACUGCCCUGGUUGCAGCAGAGACUUGAUUCUUCCAUGUUUGGAAAUGAUCAUAACCAACAGUAUCAAGCCAUGUUGGCUGCUGGAAUGCCGAACCUUGGAGGUGUCGAUAUGCUGAGACAGCAAAUUAUGCAUCUUCAACAGCCGUUCCAGUACGCUCAACAGGCAGGCCUCCAUAAUUCUCUGUUGCAGCUGCAACAACAGCAAUUGGUUCAACAAUCUAUGCCUCAGAACAUCCUGCAAGCACCAACCCAAGUUAUGGCAGAAAACCUACCCCAACAUAUUCUUCAGCAAACGCUACAAAAUCAACCCGAGGAUCUGCCGAACCAGCAACAGCAUACGUAUCACGAUACCGUUCAGGUUCAAAGCAAUCAAUUUCAUCAGGGCGGGCAUUCAAAUGUGCCAUCGCCCACGUUUCCCAGAUCAAACCUUAUGGAUUCGAAUUCAAAUUACCCAGAAUCCAUUUCCUCUAGAAGAAACAUAAUUGCUUCAUCAUGUGCUGAAGGGACUGGAAAUCUUUCCAAUAUUUAUAGAAGCGGGCAAUCGAUCUUAACCGAGCAGUUACCUCAACAAUCUCCUGUUUCUAAGAACGCUCACUCACCGGUUGACGCUCACCCAAACUCGAUGUCCUUUCCAUUUUCUGGUAGAGACUCGAUUUUGGAGCUGGGAAAUUGUAAUUCAGAUUCUCCAAGUCCUACACUUUUUGGUGUUAAUAUUGAUUCAUCUGGGCUUCUGCUUCCCUCUAAUGUGCCCACUUAUGCUUCUCCAUCAAUUGCUCCUGAUUCAACCUCAAUGCCACUGGGAGAUUCUGGAUUUCAGAACUCUUUGUACAAUUGUGUUCAAGGCUCUUCCGAGUUAUUGCACAACUCGGGGCAAGUUGAUCCGUCGAAUCCAACUCAGACAUUUGUGAAGGUUUACAAAACCGGGUCCAUUGGACGUUCGCUAGACAUCUCCCGGUUCAGUAGCUAUCAGGAGCUGCGAGAGGAGCUGGCUCAGAUGUUUGGCAUAGAGGGACAGUUGGAAGACCCUCGUAGAUCAGGCUGGCAGCUUGUAUUUGUCGACAGGGAGAACGAUGCACUUCUCCUUGGAGACGACCCUUGGGAGGCGUUUGUCAAUAAUGUUUGGUAUAUCAAGAUACUUUCUCCUCAAGACGUUCAGGAACUAAGGGAACAGGUAAUCGAGUCCUUCAACCCUAUCGAUGGUCAGCGACUAACCAGUGGUGGCAACGAAGCCGAAAAUGUUUCGGGGCUACCGUCUGUUGGUUCGUUGGAAUACUGAGCUAUUAGGGGAACUGUACGAGCGUUUGGAAGACGUUUACUUUGGAACUUGGAAUCAAACUAGAUAUGCAGUUGAAUGAAUGCCUUCAAAUUAGAUCAGUGUGUGUAAACUCUUUGUAUUCAUAAUUCCUUUGCUUAUAAAUACUCUCAAACAACUAUCAUUUUCAAAGACCGGUUAAAAUACACGCACGUCGUUUACUUGGAUAAGAAAUAUUACACGUUGAACGUCUCGAGCUGUUCAUUUUGAUCA